Eriocheir sinensis (Chinese mitten crab) is the source of this 633-nucleotide messenger RNA. RefSeq lists its product as uncharacterized. Lineage: Eukaryota; Metazoa; Arthropoda; Malacostraca; Decapoda; Varunidae. The coding region runs from base 1 to 633 and encodes 210 amino acids. The record is from RefSeq and is a predicted model, not a curated record. The transcript has 4 exons.
AUGGCGCAUGCCACGAACCACAAGACGACGUUAGAGAAGCUGCUCAGCCUUGAGUUUGACCCCGGUUGCCGACAAUGGAGUUCUCCUUCCUCUCCCUCCCCUCCUUCUCCUUCCUCUCCCUCCCCUCUUUCUCCUUCCUCUCACUCCCCUCCUUCUCCUUCCUCUCCCUCCCCUCAUUCUCCCUCCUCUCCCUCCUCUCCUUCCUCUCCCUCCCCUCUUUCUCCUUCCUCUCCCUCCCCUCCUUCUCCUUCCUCUCCCUCCCCUAAUUCUCCUUCCUCUCCCUCCCCUCCUUCUCCUUCCUCUCCCUCCCCUCCUUCUCUUUCCUCUACCUCCCAUCCUUCUCCUUCCUCUCCCUCCCCUCAUUCUCCUUCCUCUCCCUCCCCUCUUUCUCCUUCCUCUCCCUCCCCUCUUUCUCCUUCCUCUCCCUCCCCUCCUUCUCCUUCCUCUCCCUCCCCUCUUUCUCCUUCCUCUCCCUCCCCUCCUUCUCCUUCCUCUCCCUCCCCUCAUUCUCCUUCCUCUCCCUCCCCUCUUUCUCCUUCCUCUCCCUCCCCUCUUUCUCCUUCCUCUCCCUCCCCUCUUUCUCCUUCUGUGACGUCUGGCCCUGACGUUGUGCAGCUCAGUUCUUCCAGCUGA